AUGCUUCAAACGCAGACUCAGCACGUCUUUUCUCAUCAGCACCAGUAUCCGCAGGCUGAUCCGACCUGGUUGCAGCAACAGCAGCAUCACCAAACCCACCCGCACCAGGCUCAGCAACCGCAUUCUUCGUUGGUCGCCCAACAGCAUGCCCAAGUCCAGGCGGCCGCAGCCGCAGCCGCAGCCGCUCAACAACAACACUAUACUCGUAUAGCCAUGGCUGGAAACGCCGGUGCCGGUAAUUCCGCUCAAGGGGCUGGUGCAGGAGGCAUUGGUGGGGACGGUGCGUUGCCCGGUGCGGUGUCCGUGAUGGAUGGUGGCAUCAGUGAUGAGAAUCGGAAAGUUUUCAUCUGGGUCGCAGAGCUUCUCGACCCGAGUCGCAGAGAAGCCGCCCUUAUGGAACUUAGCAAGAAGAGAGAGCAAGUGCCGGAACUCGCGCUGGUUAUUUGGCACUCUUUCGGUGUCAUGACCGCUCUACUUCAGGAAAUCAUCUCCGUAUACCCUUUGUUGAACCCUUCGCAAUUAACUGCGGCUGCAUCAAACCGGGUCUGCAAUGCGCUGGCUCUCUUGCAGUGUGUGGCUUCCCACAACGAGACUCGCACCUUGUUUCUUAAUGCUCACAUUCCUCUGUUCCUCUAUCCUUUCCUCAACACAACGUCAAAGUCGCGGCCCUUCGAGUAUCUCCGCCUCACCUCGCUCGGCGUAAUCGGAGCGUUGGUUAAGAAUGACUCGUCCGAUGUCAUCAAUUUCCUCCUUACCACAGAGAUCAUUCCCCUUUGCUUACGGAUUAUGGAGACCGGCUCAGAACUGAGCAAAACUGUCGCAAUCUUUAUCGUGCAGAAGAUUCUCCUCGACGAUAUCGGUCUCGCAUACAUUUGCGCAACCUAUGAGAGGUUUUACGCGGUUGGAACUGUUCUGAGUAAUAUGGUCACUCAACUUGUUGAGCAACAGACAGUACGACUUCUCAAGCAUGUAGUGCGCUGCUUCCUUCGCCUGAGUGAUAACAGCAGGGCGCGGGAGGCGCUGCGUCAAUGCCUUCCCGAACCCUUGCGCGAUGCGACGUUCUCUUCCGUACUCCGCGACGAUGCCGCCACUAAGCGCUGCCUGGCUCAGCUUCUCAUCAACCUCUCGGAUAAUGUCUCCGAUGGCGCACCUGGUGUUGCGAUGUAA
Messenger RNA from Aspergillus costaricaensis CBS 115574, 1167 nucleotides. Its product is annotated as Rcd1-like cell differentiation family protein. The coding region runs from base 1 to 1167 and encodes 388 amino acids. The record is from RefSeq and is a predicted model, not a curated record. The transcript is spliced from 4 exons. Lineage: Eukaryota; Fungi; Ascomycota; Eurotiomycetes; Eurotiales; Aspergillaceae. Gene Ontology annotation, cellular component: CCR4-NOT core complex; P-body; CCR4-NOT complex. Gene Ontology annotation, biological process: mRNA catabolic process; negative regulation of translation.